AGCUCGGAGUUGACGCUGUAGAUGGUUAACCCCGGGGUUGGAGGGUGAGCCUGUCAUUUGGAACGUUGAUGCUGAGAUUUGAUACAACGUGGAACGCAAGAGUUGCAACAUUGGACCGAGGGGCACGUCAACAACACUGUAGACCAGAUCCAAAAACAAAUCCUUCUGUCGCCAAUAUAUUGUCAUGCUGAUAAUUGAAUCGGCACCAAUAUAUUGAAAUAAUGGCUGAUGUGAAAGUGAAGCAAGAAGCAGUAGAUUCUGUAGGGCUGGAAAGCAGGAUUAUAGAACUCUGUCAGCAGUUCCCACAAGGAAUCACAGACCAAGUUAUUCAGAAUGACAUGCCACAUGUGGAGCCACAGAAGAGGGCAAUGGCUAUCAACAGACUUCUCGCAAUAGGCCAAUUGGAUCUGUUAAGGGGUACUUCAGGUCUCCUAUAUCGCAUAAAGGAUACACAGACUGCAAGCAAAAUGAAGGGUUCUGACAAUCAAGAAAAACUGGUUUAUCAAAUCAUAGAAGAUGCUGGAAAUAAAGGGAUAUGGAGCAGAGAUAUUCGAUACAAGAGUAACCUUCCACUGACUGAAAUCAACAAAAUCCUCAAGAACAUGGAGAGCAAAAAACUAAUUAAAGCUGUCAAAUCUGUAGCUGCUUCGAAGAAAAAAGUGUACAUGUUAUAUAAUCUGCAGCCAGAUCGAUCUGUGACUGGUGGAGCAUGGUACAGUGACCAGGAUUUUGAGUCCGAGUUUGUGGAGGUGUUGAAUCAGCAGUGCUUCAAAUUCUUACAGAAUAAGGCAGAAGUGGCCCGUGAGAGUAAACAAAGUCCAGUGGUACAGAGGAACAGUUCAUUUGCUUCAUCCCACGAAGUGUGGAAAUACAUCUGUGAAUUGGGUAUCAGCAAGGUGGAGCUCUCUAUGGAAGACAUUGAAACCAUUCUGAAUACAUUGAUAUAUGACGGAAAGGUGGAGAUGACCAUCAUAGCCGCAAAGGAAGGGACUGUUGGGAGUGUGGAUGGACAAAUGAAGCUGUAUCGGGCAGUUAAUCUCAUCAUUCAGCCCACUGGCUUGAUGCGGACACCUUGUGGAAUGUGCCCAGUAUUUGACGAUUGCCAUGAAGGUGGGGAGAUUUCUCCAUCGACCUGCAUCUAUAUGACAGAGUGGCUGGAAUUCUAGCCAAUAUUGGCAUAACAAAGACAGACUUUAGAGAUCGAUUGUUGGACCAUUUAAAACUGUUGGCAUGGCCUGGAUGGACUUUUAUUGUGCACAGCAUAGAAACGGACCAUUCUGUUCCAUCUGGUCUAUGACAGUGUUUACCCUCCAAGACUCUUUCAAUCCCUCUUCAAAAAAAUCCUUCUGUUCUUUUCAUCGUACUUUCCUAGCUCCCCCUUCAAUGAAUACUUAAUGGAAAUGAAGAUGGAGCUCGGCCCACAAUGGCAAGAUAUGAUAAGAAUUGAAUCUGCAGAGUUUUGAAUGUGAAAUGAUGAAAACUAAAGCUGAGGGUUUUUAUUUUAAUAGAACAACAUUUAAUUUUUGUAUCCAUACAUUUCUAGUUUAAACUUUACUUGACAGUUAUCAGGACAGUUGAAUAAAAUGUUUACUGUUCAAAGACUUGAGGCUGACUAUCACAAGUAUUCAGCUCUUUGUUUUUGCAGCUACAACUUUUAUUUUUAUUGGUUUACUGCAAUGAAAUAUCUUGGCACUUCACAGCAACAUUAUCAGACAAAGUUUGACCGUUAACUCAGGAAACACUUGAAUAUUUGAAGAAAAGAUUAUUCAAUCAUGCAGGUUUUAAGGGGUAGAUCAGUGCAGAGGAGUGGAUAAGUUUAGCAAGGGAAUACAGCAGCUUUCAUCUCAGCAACUGAGUGUGCAGCCACCAGUGCAAGGCUGAAGAAACUCGAGGAUAUACCAGAGGAAUGCAGAUUGAAUUCAUAAAACUAAAAUGGACUGUUCAUCCUAACAAAGUUUGUCCUAGUGUUAGGGUUCAUGCCAACCCUAAUCCUUUUAAUUUGUUGAAGAAACCAGAUUGUUUUUUAAAAAAAUUUCAAACUAAUCAGAAUAAGAAGUUUACAUUUGAUUGCUAAUGAGAUAUUGUCAUCUGUUGGUCAGAGCUAACAUUUUGUUACUAUUAAAUUGCAACAGUUUUGCGAAACUCGGUGGUGGUCAUGUAUGAAUGUUUUGGAAGCCAUUUAAUUGCGUUUGACUGAGUAAAAUGCCUUGUACUUUCUCCCACCACUGGUAUCAAUUUCAACAUUGUAUUUUCCUCCUACAGGUGAUGACUGUUGGUUUCCAUGCUUAGUUUACCAAUGACCCAAAUACAGUAAUCUCUAUAAGCCACAAUGUGUGUGCAUAUAUUUUGGAAAUGUUGCUUUAAUAAAUAAUCUCUUGUCCUCUCUGCAACCUGUAAAAAUGGGCACACCCUGUCAUUGAGUAACAGUACAAACCUUUUGGAAAAUACAGUUGUAUCUUUU
Messenger RNA from Hemiscyllium ocellatum (epaulette shark), 2461 nucleotides. It is a transcript of the gene polr3f, whose product is annotated as polymerase (RNA) III (DNA directed) polypeptide F. The record is from RefSeq and is a predicted model, not a curated record. Lineage: Eukaryota; Metazoa; Chordata; Chondrichthyes; Orectolobiformes; Hemiscylliidae. Bases 222 to 1166 code for a protein of 314 amino acids. The transcript has 9 exons. Gene Ontology annotation, cellular component: RNA polymerase III complex. Gene Ontology annotation, biological process: transcription by RNA polymerase III.